UUUUUUAGAAUGUUCGAAUUUUGGUCUCAAGUAAUAUGCAGUGAAAAUUGCAUAGUUAGAAAUGGUAUGAAUUAUAUGAAUGAGAAACUGUAGUAAAAACUUGAGCUAUUGUAUUAAAGGAAAAUUGUAUUACAUUGGUUUAGGAUACAUUAGGUAUGAACAACCAGUCUGUUUUAAAAUUUGAGGACCUUGUACAAUGUAACAGGAAGUGACAUUCAGAUUUAUGACCUUUGUAUGUAUCAUAGUACAUACUGUCUGUACGUGUUGUAAUACUCCGCAGGGAAUUCAGUGUAAGGAAAUAUCACGCUCCUGUGAAACACGGCUUCCUUCGAUAAAAUCUAGUGCAUUAUUCAUGUAUGUGAUAAAAAAAUCUCUGACCAGGGCUAGAUGACCAUAUUUUAAACCAAUUGUAAGUAUUUAAGAAAAUUAAAAAAAAAAUAAACUAAUACUUCAAAAACAAAUUUCAAAAAUGAAAUGCCGAGUACUUGCAUGUCUAAAUCAUCAUAUUGACCGUAGACAAACUGCGAUAUGACCUUCAUAUGGGAAAAUAUAGUAUUUGGAACCAAUGCUAAAAAUGUAUUUUUCCCUUGAAGUGUGUAACAAAGACCUGGGGUUUUUGCUCUUUCAAUCAUAAUAUGAAACUUCAUCAAUAGCAAGUCGCUCCCUACUCUAAUGAAUUAUAUAUUCAAAAUAUCAAUGCAAAAUACUGAUAUAUAUGUAUUUGAAAUAAAGUAAUACAUAUCAUGAUGAGUAAGAGUUUAAUGAUAUGAUUUUUGUUAUUGAGGGGGCUAUCUCAGUGCAUAAAGUUCGUUACUCAUAUCAUUAAAAGCUGUUAUUUAUACUUCACAUACACCCUUUAAAAUAUCCAUGAAGCGUUGGAAAAUCUACAAUGAACUUAUCCACCCUUUGACGCUCUUCUUUAAAUUUGUAUUUCACUACCUUGCUGCCUUCGAUUAACACACGUUCAUUACACAUGGGCUCUGCAGAUCUACCGUUGAUCAAUCGACCCGAACAAUCCCAGGUGGGUCAUUCGACACCCGCGUCUCCCUUCACCCCGUGUUAUUGCCUCCCUCCAGCAGACUUGAUGGCCCUUUCAAUAAUUUACGUGUACAUUACAUUUAUAUGAUUUCACUGAUUUCAUAAGGUCUGUGUCUUGUGUCUCGUAAGCAAUUUGGGCUGUACCUAUAUUCACUAUUCUCUGCCGCAGCGGUAGUCGAUUUUAGCGUGUUAGGAAAUAUCCUAGUUCUAGUUUCUGGAAACAUCCUAGUUCUAGUUUUUGGAAACAAAGUCUAUCACAAUGGUUAAUUGGCUAAUCAUUUGUUGGAUUUUACCUGUCAUUUCUUGCGCAACACUACAGGAUGCCGAGAAUCUUUUACAGACUCUGAAGAACCGUAGUGAAUACGACAGACACAUCACUCCUCUUUUAGACCAGAGCCAAACUCUGGAGGUCAACAUCACCCUGGCUGUCUCCGCCAGCGACAUCGAAUUCAUAGAGGUGGAAAACAAAGUCAAAAUCCGCGCGGAUGUCGUCACAGAAUGGAAGGACGAAACGCUGCAUUGGAACUCCUCGGACUAUGGAAACCUCGACCAGCUGCAGAUACAGGGUGACUGGAUUUGGCGCCCAAGCACGCUGAUAAGGAUUCCAAUGAAAGAUUCGAAGAUGGAUCAAACUCUGGAAGGAGAUAGCGAGGAACUAGAGAUGAUACUCAAUAGAGAUGGAAGAAUAUUUCGUCAAGCUUCUUUGAAUCUAUUCCUCUUCUGUUCCAUUGAUACAACUAACUUUCCAUUUGACAAGCAAUCGUUCUCCUUUACUCUGUCAAUGUCUACGCUUGGACCUAACCUCAAAUACUCCAACAUGUCUGCAUGCACGUACAUAGAACACGACAAUGGGAAUCCUAAAUGGACGAACCUGCAAGUCAGCUACGAACUCGUGUAUGAAGGGUCUGAUUUAAUGUGUAUUGUCAGCAUGAAGAGAAAACCACUCUUCUUCGUUAUAAACAUCAUUCUCCCGGUGGUGUUUCUGGGGUAUUUGGAGGUCCUCGUGUUCGUUAUUCCAGCUGACGCCGGAGAGAAGUUGUCGUAUGCCGUGGCUCUGCUUCUGUCGUACAGUGUUUUUAUCAGUUUUGUCUCUGACAACAUCCCUGAAGACUCUGACAAUGUCUCUGAUAUGUUUCAUUACAUCAUCAUCCAGUUCUUUCUGGGCUCUCUCAUCAUAUUCUGUACAACAUUACAGUUACGACUGUACCAUCGCGAUGACGAGAAGGAUAUUCCAGUAUUGUAUAAAAAGAUAGUGAAAUUUGUGAACAUCCUUAUGUGCAGGUCUCAAGUUUGCGCUGGAAGUAAAAUAGAGAGUUCCACGGAAGAACAUCAAGGAGAUGCACUUCCGGUUCAGGCAAAACAAGCACCUGCAAAAUAUAAGAAGACAACUCGCGUGAUGAGACGAAGUAAAACUAGGAAGAACCUCGCGGUGGUAGGUGACCGUUCAGUGACGUCAGAUACUGUCGGUGCAGGCGUAGUAAAACUCACUUGGCACAAUGUGUCGUCCGCCAUAGACUUUAUGCUGUUCUGGGUGUUCAUGGUGGCCCAGAUAGUUCUGAACCUAUGGUUCUUCUAUCCGGCCUACAGGGCUUGAACAUGUUCUCACUAGACAGGACGUUUGAUAUGGAUAAAAUAACAUGUCCAUCAUG
Messenger RNA from Ostrea edulis (European flat oyster), 2687 nucleotides. RefSeq names its product neuronal acetylcholine receptor subunit beta-3-like. Lineage: Eukaryota; Metazoa; Mollusca; Bivalvia; Ostreida; Ostreidae. The coding region runs from base 1298 to 2632 and encodes 444 amino acids. Gene Ontology annotation, cellular component: membrane; neuron projection; synapse. Gene Ontology annotation, biological process: monoatomic ion transmembrane transport; nervous system process; chemical synaptic transmission. The transcript has a single exon. Gene Ontology annotation, molecular function: transmembrane signaling receptor activity; extracellular ligand-gated monoatomic ion channel activity; neurotransmitter receptor activity. The record is from RefSeq and is a predicted model, not a curated record.